AUGAAGUCUCUCACUUGCCUUUUUGCCGCCUUGGCGGUUGCUGUGGCAACUGAAGGUCCUGUGGGAAAAGUGGUCAACCUUUUGGAAGACCUCAAAAACAAAAUUGAAACUGAUGCUGAGAUGGACGAGAAGGACUUCAAGGAGCAUGAAUGUUGGUGCAAAAAAGUGCAAGAAUCCAAAACAGAAAUGAUUGAGGAAGGCAAAAAAAUGGUGAAGGUCAAAGAAAGUGAAAUUGUCGAAGGGAAAGCAAAAGAAGAUACCUUGGAGAAGGAAAUUGAAGAGACCAAGGAGGAAGUGGAAGAGAAUCAGGAAUCCCAGGCAAAGGGAACAAAAGUACGCGACACUGAACAUGACGAAAACACGGAGCAGAUUGAAGAGGGCGAGACCCUGAUGGACGGUAUCAAACAGGUUUCGAAAGUCUUCGACAAAUCUUCCUUGGUCCAGCUUCGUCACAGCAAGGCAUCCAGAUAUUCACCCAAAGCACAGACCAUUCAAGGCAUCUUGCAAAAUCAACUUCAACAAACUGAGAGCGAUGUCAAAGAAGUCAGCAAAGAAGAAACCACUGCAACAAACCACUUCAAGGAUUGGAUGACAGAUAUGAAGGAACAACUGAAUAUUUUGGAAAGCAAAAAAUCAGAUGAGGAAAAGGAGGAAGUUGAGACAGAGGUCGAAAUCGCUGAGGACACAGAGACCAAAGUGGAUACAGAGGAACAAGUGAAGGCCGAUGCUGCAUUCUUGAAGGAAGCAGAAAAGUCUUGUGCUGCGCGCAAAGGCGAGUACCUGAACCGGACUGAGUUGCGGUCAAUAGAAUUGGGUGGCAUCAACAAGGGAUUAGAAAUUUUGGACACCAAACGAGAACUUUUGAGCAAGACUUUCAAAGGGUCGUUCUUGCAGUUGAGUGCGACCAGUGCGACCAGUGCGACCUUGAAAUUGCAGAGCGCCCUUGAAGUCCUGAAGGCAAAGGCUCAGCAAACCCAAAGUGUUCGGCUCGCAUUGGUAGCUUCUGAGGUUCAGAAUGCUCUUCCAGAAGGUGCCUUCACCACAGUUUUGGCAGAGAUUGAGAAGAUGUUUGAAAAAUUGAAGGGUGAAGCUGCAUCUGACACGAAAAAGAAAAAUCAUUGCAAAUCUGAGUACCACUCCAUCACCAAAAAGAGCAACAACUAUGCCUUCCUCAUCCAGAAGCAGACUGCAGAAAUCGAAACUUUGGAGAACAAAAUGUCUGAGUUGGAGUCUGAGAAGGCUGCCGCAGCUGCAGAAGUAGCUGAAAUUGAUUCGGACAUGGACAAAGCCAAAAACCUCCGCACCAAAGCGAAUAAAGCCUUUUUGAAAGCGAAGGCAGAUGAUGAAACCGGAAUGGCUGUCCUGAAAGAGACAGCAGAUGCUAUCAGUGCUUACUAUGAGAAGCAUGCGCAAACUGCCGAGGCCUCUUUCGUGGAAUACGACCCUGACAAACUCAGUGACAAACGAAAGCAGCUUAAGAACGAAGAGAAAAAGUAUACUCUUUCGAAGGCAGACUCUCAGAAGGGCGCUGCCGACUCAGUGUUAGCACUCAUUGAGCGUUUGGUGCAGAACCUAGGGACAGAGAUCAAGGACGCUCAAGCAGAUGAAGCAAAGGCUCAGACUGAUUUUGAGAAGGAGCAGAAGCUUCUCCAAACAAGCAAAACCAAGCUGAGCAAGAAGAUUGCCAGUAUUGAGGGCAUGCUCGCAACUCAUGCUGGUUCCAAAGAAGAAGCAGAGUUGGCUCAAACUGGCUCAAAGACAGACUUGAAAGCCCAGAAAGAUUACAAGACUAGCAUUCAGGAGGAAUGUGACUUUAUCUUGGAAAAUUUCGAUGAUCGCGCUGCUGACCGUGCGGGAGAGAUGGAAGGUCUGACUCGAGCAAAAGAGCUCCUGUCAGGAGCUUCUUUGGUUGAACAAAAAACUCCAGUUCCUCUUGAGAUGAAGGACACUCUUGCCCGUCAAAGAAAAGGGCAGCCUCAUCAAGUACUUGGGCUUGGCCAAGUAAGUUGCAGCAACCAAGUGACAGAUAAAAGGGCCAGUAUGGCAAAGCACAUUUUAUGCACGGGUGGAGCUGGCUACAUCGGUUCACAUACAGUUGUAAAGUUGACGGAGAAUGGCUACAAAGUGUCCAUCAUGGACAAUUUGCUGAAUUCGAGCGAGAAGGUUUUGCCGAGACUGCAGGAGCUCACUGGCAAGGAGACCCCGUUCUUCAAGACAGACAUGUGUGACGCAGAGGCAGUAGACAAGCUCUUUGCUGAGCAGAAGUUUGACGGUGUGAUUCACUUUGCCGGGCUCAAGGUGACCAGUUCUGAGCUCCUUGCUCUGUCUGUGAGCUCCUCUUCACCAGGUCAGAUAGAUGUUCUAUGGGGUUCCGCUGCUGUUUCUGCUGGGGCAUCUGGUGCAGCGCAGACUAGCUGCGGCGUGCUGGAUGCCUGGAUGCUCACGGUGACUGAAGCGAGCAGUGGUUCGCCUAUGUCGGUUGAUGUGGAAGCCAACUGCAACUCACCAGUGCCAGCAAUCGAAGGCCAAACCUGUCAGUUCACUUUGACGAGCAAUACGCAGUGGAAUGUAGAGGUUUUGGAGGACUGCAACGAUACGCAGGCAAGGGAUCCCUCUACAGCCUCCGUUUUCGUUUUGGGGCAGCCUGCAAGCACUCCCAACAUUCAGAUCACGGAUGCUAGUGAAACCUCAUUGUCGCUUUCAUGGUCUUAUGCUGGUGAUGGCGAUUGUGUCUUUCAGAAUUGGCAGGCUGAUUGGCAAGUUUACGGCUCCGGCAACUGGAUACAAAUGGAGAAUGGAACAGGGACAUCUUUGGUUAUGACAGGAUUGCAGGCCAAUUCCGUUUAUGAACUUCGCGUGCAGCAAGUGUGCACAGACGGCCAGUUAAACUCCCCGUAUGCACAGACAAGCGAAGGCCUUUUCACACUUCCUGGCACUUUCAGUGUGUAUGUGGGUACUAGCUCAGCGACUCGCGUUCUUGAGCUCAGCUACGGACCAUCGAGAUGCAGAAUUGUCAAAGACUGUUGUGGAGAUCAGUUUUCAGUUUGCUUUAGUGGCACUGACCGGAAGACCGCAACCUUGAGCAGAAUGGAUGUUGCUGGUGGAUGGGGCCAGCAGCUCUGGUUACAGUGCCAAGCAUCUUCGGUGUCAGAAUUCACUGCCACCUUCACAGAGGUACAGGCACCUGCACCGCUUUCACUAGAGCUGCACGAGGCCACAAAGAACACAAUGAAAGCAAAAUAUCGGUUGGGUUACAUCAUAGAUGACGUUGCAACUUGUGACUGUGCAACAUUGUCUCUUGAACUGAGUGCUGAUGGAUCUGGUGUUUGGACGCAAUUCCGUGGCCAAGACGACAGCUGUACAGUCAUCGGUACUCGUGAUUGUUUCCUCAUAGAUGUGAUGCCAGACACAAAGUAUUGGGGACGGAUGAAAAUGUCAUGCGACAACUCUUCCGCAGACAGCGAAUACACAUACUCCCAGGAGUGCCCGCUGCUUGCUCAUGGUGAAACUGUCUUCUGUAGUAAGCCUUGUUUUACCAUAUUCUGUCCCAUUUCUUUGCAUUGUUGCUCUUAUUGGAGGACUUCAUCAUCACCCCACCAGGGUGCAUAUGGUUGUGAGCCAAGCAGAAGAUGCAUUGCACAUACACAUGCAGUCGUGCUUCCUGAAUUUUCCAUGAUUGUGCCACACGCACCUUCCUGA
This is a messenger RNA of Cladocopium goreaui, 3699 nucleotides long. NCBI's taxonomy places the organism in Eukaryota, Dinophyceae, Suessiales, Symbiodiniaceae. The record is from the annotation of a GenBank genome assembly.